AUGGGUUCCGGGGUCGAUGGCUUCGUCUCCAUUUGGAUUGAUUGCCAGAAAGAUGCAACCGGUACCAAAAAAUGCAAGGAUUCGAUUCGGUAUCCACGACUGCAUUUCUUCGUCAUUGGACGAACCCACUCGGCAACCGCACCCACGUCUGCUGCAUCCCCGAUGUCCCGAGGUUGUUCUCACAACAACAACAUUAUCUAUUUAGGAACAACAACAAACAAAGUCGAACGGACAAUGUGCAAGUGGUGCGCUGGAUACUGCCCGACCUUCCGUGAGUUCUAUCGUGGCUUGAGCCCCAAUGUCAAAGCUGACGUGCUCAAGGCCUGUCAGAAGGACGGGAGGGCACUUCAACAUGCUGCACCGAAUCUACAGGACGACUAUGAUGUUGUCCUGGCUUCAGUAAAACAAUAUGGAGGUGCUCUUCGGUUUGCCAGCCCAUCAUUGCAAGACAACCGACAUAUUGUGGAGGCUGCUGUGCUCCAGCAUGAUAAAUAUUAUGACAGGGCUCGAGCCCAGGGAGCCGAUGCAACUGUGUACGCCUCCAAGAGGGCUAUGCAAGAUAGGAUUGUGCUUCUGGCGCUGGCCCAACGACGCCCGCAAGAUGCCAUGAAGAGAAUUAAAGGAACAGAGCUGGAAAAUAACUUGGAGAUGGUGAUGACGGCUAUCACGGCGCCUGGCGGAGCAAGGGCUCUCGCAAUGGCCAGCUCUGGGAUGAGAGAUAGCGAAAAUGUCGUGCUGGCGGCAUUGCAAGCUGGUGUCGCAAUGAACAAAGCGCACUACAAGAGUGCCCCCGCUGCGGGCCUCCUUAAUUGCAUUUCAAAGAGGCUUCUCAAUGACAAGCCUUUUGUGUUACGGGUGGUCAGCCUAUUGGAAGAAUUACCGAGUGCUAUUUCGUCUGCCCUUCGCAAUGACCGGGAUGUAGCCGUUGCGGGUGUUCAGAAGGAAGGGGGCUCCCUGCGCAAUGCCGGAGAGGCACCCCGAAGGGACCGGAUGGUUUGCCUGGCUGCUGUCCGAUCUUCGGGCGAGGCCUUGCAGUUUUCGGCCCUGAGGGACGACGAGGAAGUCGUAAUGGCUGCGGUGCAGAACUGCGGAACAGCAUUAAGGUUUGCAUCUCCUGAGCUUCGAGACAACAAGCAGAUUGUCUUGGCUGCUGUUGAACAAACGGGCAUAGCGCUCCGGUGGGCCAGUUGCAGGCUCAAGUCGGACCGCGAAGUCGUUCUUGUGGCCCUGGAAAAUCACAAAACAGAGGCAUGGAGUCGCAAACCAUUUACCAGUGUUCUGACCCAUGCUUCCCAAGACCUCAGGGCCGAUCGGGGCCUUGUGCUCAGCGCCGUCAGCGUCCACGGAGAAGAAAUUCAGUGGGCUUCUGGAGAAUUGAAGGCGGACUUCGAAGUCGCGCUGAAUGCGGCUAGUAAUGGUGAUGUAUUCCAGCAACUCCCUCUUCAUUUUCGGGACAACAAACCUAUUGUGUUGGUGGCUGUUAGCAGGCGCCAUGAUGCUCUUCAACACGCCAGCGAAAGGCUCAAAGCAGACAUAGACGUGGCGAAGACUGCGGUAGAGUUCUCGCCUUUGUCACUACAAUACGCCGCAGAGAGCUGCAAGGCGGAUCGUGGAGUUGUUCUUGUGGCCGUACAGAAUGUGUCGUGCUGGAUGGAUCGGAUCUUCAAAGAGAUCCCUGAAAGUUUCAAGUCCGACAGGGAAUUCAUUCUCGAUUCCCUCAGAAUGUUGGAGGCCGACUCUUCAAACACCACUCGUAUACUUAAGUAUGCAUCCGACACCCUCAGACAGGAUCCUCAAUUCGCCUUUGCCGCGAUCCGCACGGCCAAUGUUCACUCCCGGCCGCUUUCCUUCAUGUCCGCGAACCUCAAAGCGGACCGAAGGCUAAAUCUCGCAGCUGUUCAGAAGUACGGUUAUGCGCUCCGGGAAGCACCCGACGAGAUGAGGGAUGACCGAGAGGUAGUUCUCACGGCCCUUCGCACGUCAUCGUGCCUCCAGUUUGCUUCGGCCCGACUUCGCGAUGAUUUUGACUUGGUGGAGGUUGCUGUCGCUUCUUCGCCAUCAUCGCUAGAACACGCGUCUCUUCGACUACGCGGCGAUGUCCGACUGGUUAUGACUGCAUUGGCGAGAUCCACGGGAAGUUUGUAUUUUGCUCUAAGACAUGCGUCCGGCGGGAUCAAAGCUGACCAGAGGUUCAUGCUGGAAUGCGUCGAAAAAGAUGGUUUGACUCUUGAAAUUGCUUCUCCCAAACUGAGAUGCAACAGAGAAAUCGCGCUAGCCGCGGUCAAGAGCAAUGCCUGUGCGUUGCACUACGUUUCGGAAGAUUUGAAGCACGAUGAAGAAGUGCUGAUUGCUGCCAUGCAAGACGGGGCAAACAAAAGGAGCUUGUUUUUCGAUACUUAUGUUCCAGAGGCCAUGCGGAACAAUCGCUCAAUUGUCUUGGCGGCCGUUCGUGGUGCUGGGGAAUCCCUUCGGUUUGCUUCUUCAGCAUUCCGGAAAGACCCCGAGAUUGUUCUUUCUGCAAUAGAAACCUACGGUGAAGCUUUCCGUUAUGCCGACGACUCCUUGAAAUCCAACCGCCAAGUGGUCGUCAAUGCGAUCCAGCGAAACCCUGUCUCCCUCUCUUUUGCUUCCGACGAAUUGAAGCGAGACCGUAGCUUACGAAUGGCCGCUCUUUCGUCGAAUGGCGAUGUGCUUGCUGGCAUCACGGAUGGCGUGGAGACUGACAGAGAAUUGAUCCUCACGGCGGUACGGAACCUGAAGGAUGAAACUGUCCCUGGCGCAAAGCAGUUUCUCAAGUUUGUGGCGCCACAUCUCCGCAAUGACCGCGGAGUAGUGCUGGAGUUGGUGAAGAGGCGGGGGCAGGCGCUAUGGAGCGUCCCUGAUAAGUUCAAGGGUGACGAAGCGGUCGUCAUGACCGCAAUACACAAUUACCCUGCGGCUCUGUCUGCUGCGGCAUUGAGAUUCCGGAAGGACAAAGAUUUGGUGAUGGAGGCGGCGAGAAAAGAUGGCACGGUCCUCCGGGUUGCCUCUCGCGAGUUGCAGGUGGAUGAAGAGGUGGCGCUGGCGGCGGUGACCUCGGCUGGACAAGCGCUCCAGUUCGUACCCCGAGCAGCAAGGACAAAAGCGAUGGCGUUGGCGGCAAUCAAGCAGAACAAAAAGGAGGCCUCCAAGUUCGUUCCUUGGUUCUUGAAAGAGGAGAGGGAGGUGGCGGUUGCCCUUGGCCUAGCCAAAUUUUCCAACCACGAUAUUGUGAAGUUUGCAAUGGGGGCCAAAGACGGCAGAUACAUCGUUCCUUGA
This is a messenger RNA of Seminavis robusta, 3297 nucleotides long. Lineage: Eukaryota; Bacillariophyta; Bacillariophyceae; Naviculales; Naviculaceae. The record is from the annotation of a GenBank genome assembly.